AUGCUGGUUAUCUUGUUGUUUCAGGAGGACAAAAAAUGUUUCAUAUGCGACUCCGAGGAUCCCUUCCACGAUACUCUCAAUCCUGAUAGUCACCGUAUUGAAAAUGUGGUCACCACGUUUGCUCCCAAUCGCCUGAAGCUUUGGUGGCAGUCAGAAAAUGGUCUGGAAAACGUGACUAUCCAGCUGAACCUGGAGGCUGAAUUUCAUUUCACUCAUCUCAUUAUGACGUUCAAGACGUUCCGUCCUGCUGCGAUGCUAAUAGAAAGAUCGUCUGAUUUUGGGGAAACGUGGCAAAUAUAUAGGUAUUUUGCAUAUGACUGUGAGAGCUCAUUUCCUGGAAUUUCAACUGGACCCAUGAAGAAAGUGGAUGAUAUAAUUUGUGACUCCCGAUACUCUGACAUUGAACCCUCAACUGAGGGAGAGGUAAUAUAUCGUGUUUUAGAUCCUGCUUUUAGGAUUGAAGAUCCAUACAGUCCAAGGAUUCAAAACCUAUUAAAGAUCACAAAUCUGAGAGUCAAAUUCGUCAAGCUGCACACGCUAGGAGACAAUCUCCUGGAUUCAAGGAUGGAGAUCCGAGAGAAAUACUACUAUGCCAUUUACGACAUGGUGGUGCGCGGGAACUGUUUCUGCUACGGACAUGCCAGUGAGUGUGCGCCGGUGGACGGCUUCAACGAAGAGGUGGAAGGAAUGGUCCAUGGGCACUGCAUGUGCAGACAUAACACCAAAGGGUUAAACUGUGAGCAGUGUUUGGAUUUCUACCAUGACUUACCCUGGCGACCAGCCGAAGGUCGCAACAGCAAUGCAUGCAAAAAGUGCAAUUGCAACGGCCACUCCAGCCAGUGCCACUUUGACAUGGCCGUGUACAUGACCACUGGGAACACCAGUGGGGGGGUGUGUGACGACUGCCAGCACAACACGGUAGGGCGCAACUGCGAGCAGUGCAAGCCCUUCUACUUCCAGCACCCCGAGAGAGACCUGCGGGACCCUGACGUCUGCGAGCCUUGUAACUGUGACCCAGCUGGCUCCCAAAACGGUGGAAUAUGUGAUCGCUACACCGAUUUCUCUACUGGCCUUAUUGCUGGGCAGUGCCGUUGUAAAGUGUUUGUGGAAGGAGAGCGCUGUGACCUCUGCAAAGAAGGGUUUUACGGCCUGAGUGCUGAUGACCCAGCGGGUUGUCAGUCUUGUGCAUGUAAUCCUUUGGGUACCCAUCCCGGAGGGAACCCUUGUGAUUCGGAGACAGGAAACUGCUAUUGUAAGCGUCUGGUAACAGGAAAGCAGUGCAGUCAGUGUCUGCCUGAGCACUGGGGUCUGAGCAACGACAUGGAUGGAUGUCGGCCUUGCGAUUGCGACCAGGGAGGAGCCUUGAGCAACAACUGCUCGAGCGAGUCCGGCCAGUGCGAGUGCCGGCCCCACAUGUUUGGACGUCAGUGCAACCAAGUGGAGCCCGGCUAUUACUUUAUUUCGCUGGACCAUUACAUCUAUGAGGCCGAGGAAGCCAACUUUGGUCCUGGAGUAAACAUAGUAGAGCGGCAAUACACGCAGGACCGCACGCCGUCCUGGACUGGCGUCGGGUUUGUGCGAGUCCCGGAGGGGGCCUACUUGGAGUUUUACAUCGACAACGUCCCCUACUCCAUGGAGUAUGAGAUCCUGGUUCGCUACGAGCCGCAGUUGCCGGAUCAGUGGGAAAAAGCCGUUGUGAGCGUGUCGCGGCCAGGCAAGAUCCCCGCGGGUAGCCGAUGUGGCAACACAGUUCCUGAUGAUGACACUCAGGUCGUCUCGCUCUCACCCGGCUCCAGAUACGUAGUUCUUCCCCGCCCGGUGUGCUUUGAAAAGGGCCUGAAUUACACGAUUCGCCUGGAAUUGCCCCAGUACUCCUCGGUCGAUACCGAGAUGGAGAGCCCCUACACGCUUAUUGAUUCUCUCGUUCUCAUGCCGUACUGUAAAUCGCUGGACAUAUUCACAGUGGGCGGCUCAGGCGAAGAUGUGGUCACGAACAGCGCUUGGGAAACUUUCCAAAGAUACCGGUGCCUGGAGAACAGCAGGAGCGUUGUGAAAACCCCCAUGACGGAUGUCUGCAAGAACAUAAUCUUCAGCAUUUCUGCUCUCUUACAUGAGACCGCGUUGUCGUGCCAGUGCGACCCUCAGGGCUCGCUGAGCUCGGUGUGUGACCCCAGCGGAGGACAGUGCCAGUGCCGCCCCAACGUCGUUGGCAGACAGUGCGACCGCUGCGCUCCCGGCACCUUUGGCUUUGGCCCCAACGGAUGCAGGUCUUGCGAGUGCCAUCUUCGAGGCUCUUACAACGCCUUCUGCGACGCGGAGACAGGCCAGUGCCACUGCUUCCCCGGGGUGUACGGGCGGCAGUGCGACCGCUGCCUGCCCGGCUUCUGGGGCUUCCCCAGCUGCCAGCCCUGUGUUACAGAAACAAAAAGGGUGGGGGGCGUUUGGUCUCCGGCUUGGCCACAGCCGUGGCAGUACCAGAGGAGGGUGGAGCGGGGACAGGGUCUUCCCUGUGGGUUGGCCACGUGGCACGGCCUCCCGUCUCCCAGAGAUGCCCAGAUGCUGGAGCACGUGUUGCAGGACCCAAGAGGCUUCAGAGCGGGUUUCUCCUUUGAAGGUUUGCGUGUAGUCAUGACAUCGCUUCGGCCCGUUUGCCCACAUCUCCUGCAUGCUGUGUCCCCCUCGCGCAGGUGCCUGGCUGGCUACUACGGAGACCCUGUCCUGGGAUCAGGCGAUCACUGCCGCCCUUGCCCUUGCCCCGAUGGCCCCGAAAGUGGACGCCAGUUUGCCAGCAGCUGCUACCAGGAUCCGGUGACGCUGCAAGUCAUCUGCGUCUGUAACGCGGGAUACGUAGGGAGUCGAUGUGACGAAUGCGCGUCUGGCUUCUUCGGCAGCCCGGACGAGGUCGGCGGCGCCUGCCAUGCUUCUAUAGCCACGGAGCCUCCCGGUGUGAAGCCCCCUUUUCUGUUGGAAGAGAUGGAGCUGGCUGUGCUUGGGGCUAUUCGUCGUGAACCACCACCGGUUGGCCCCGAGCGUCAGCCGCGCUCGCUGCCCAGCCGGGGAGAGGUGCUGAGUUUGUUUCCUUCCUGUUUUUGGCAGUUCACGGGGCAGUGCCAGUGCAUGCCGGGCUUCGGAGGCCGGACCUGCCGGGAGUGCCAGGAGCUCUUCUGGGGCGACCCAAGCGUGGAGUGCCGAGCCUGCGACUGCAACCCUCGAGGCAUCCAGACGCCACAGUGCGACCGCGCCACGGGGCAGUGCGUCUGCAACGAGGGGGUGGAAGGGCCGCGCUGCGACAAGUGCAGCCGGGGCUACUCCGGCUUCUUCCCCGACUGCGCGCCGUGCCACCAGUGCUUCGCCCUCUGGGACGUGGUCAUCGGCGAACUGGCCAACAGGACCCAGCAGUUCCUGGACAGGGCUAACGCCCUGAAAAUCACCGGUGUCACCGGCCCGUACCAGCAGACGCUCAACACCCUGGAGGAGAAACUCAGUGAAAUUAAAAUCAUCAUUGCUCAAAACCCGGCCGCCGAGCCCCUAAAAAACAUCGGCACCCUCUUUGAGGAAGCAGAAAAGCUGACAGCAGAUGUUACAGUUAAGAUAGCAGACUUAGAAGAAAGCCUUUCAGCACUAGGCCUGAAAAGCAACAGCACGGACACUGACCUGAGCGCGCUGGAGACUGAUGCCAAAAGCCUAGAGCGGGUGGUGAAGGAGCUCGCAGAACAGCUGGAGUUCAUCAAGAUCUCUGAUGUGCGGGGAGCCUUGGACAGUAUCACCAAGUACUUCCAGAUGUCCCUGGAGGCAGAAGACCGGGUCAAUGCCUCCACCGUUCACCCCGACAGCGUGGUGGAAGUGUCAGCGCAAACACGCCAGGAGGUGGAAGACUUAAUCAACGAGAAGGAGGCCCAGUUCAAGGCGAAACAGGAGGAGCAGUCGCGCCUGCUCGACGAACUGGCAGGCAAGCUGCAAAGCCUGGAUCUCUCCGAAGCGGCUGAGAAGACCUGCGGAGCUCCCUCGGGAGUGUCGUGUGCCGAAUCCGAGUGUGGCGGGUUGAACUGCCGAACAGCCGAGGGACAGAAGAAGUGUGGAGGACCUGGCUGUGACGGGCUGGUGACUGUAGCGCACAACGCCUGGCAGAAAGCCAUGGAUUUUGACAGAGACAUCCUCAGUGCCUUAGCAGAAGUUGAGCAGCUCUCCAAAAUGGUUUCCGAGGCGAAACAGCGAGCAGAUGAAGCAAAACAAAACGCACAAGAAGUUCUGCUCAAAACCAACGCUACAAAAGAACAAGUGGACAGAAGCAAUGAAGAUCUGAGAAACCUCAUUAAACAGAUCAGAGACUUCCUAAUGCAAGACAGCGCUGACCUGGACAGCAUUGAGGCAGUGGCUAAUGAAGUGCUGAACAUGGAGAUGCCAAGCACUCCCCAGCAGCUACAUGCUCUGACAGAAGAUAUUCGUGAGCGUGUAGAAAGUCUUUCUGAUGUCGAGGUCAUUCUGCAGCAGAGUGCUGGAGACAUUGCCAGAGCAGAAAUGCUGUUGGAAGAAGCCAAGAAAGCAAGCAAAGGUGCAACAGAUGUUAAAGUCACUGCAGACAUGGUGAAAGCAGCACUGGAAGAAGCUGAAAAAGCUCAAAAUGCAGCUGAAAAAGCCAUCAAACAAGCUGAUGAAGAUAUUAAAGGAACUCAAGACCUGCUGACCUCAAUUGAAUCUGAAAAUGCAGCAUCCGAAGAAACACUGAACAACGCUACCUUACGCCUGUUUAAGCUAGAGAAGAGUGUUGAAGAUCUUAAGCAAAAGGCUGCUACAAAUUCAGAGAACGUGGACAAUAUAGAAGACACAAUUGGUAUUGCAAAGCAAAAUGCUGAAGAAGUUAAAAAGGUCCUCAACAACGAGCUGAACACCAAGUAUAAAACUGUGGAAGAUCUCAUUGCCAAAAAGACAGAAGAAUCAGCUGAUGCUAGGAGGAAAGCUGACAUGUUGCAAGAUGAAGCUAAAGCACUGUUGGCUCAAGCAAACAGCAAACUCCAGCUGCUCAAAGAUUUGGAGAACACGUAUGAAAACAACCAAAAAGUUCUGGAAGACAAAGCCAAGCAGUUGGUAGAGCUGGAAGAGACAGUCCGCUCCCUCUUACAGACAAUCAGCCAGAAAGUUGCUGUUUAUAGCACUUGCUUAUAAGACGGGGGCAGGAAAUGCUUGCUGAAAUGUGUUCAAGAUGGGUUUCACAAGUAUUACACUAGUUCUUUUCUGACAUUACCCUAAGACCUGAUAAAGUGAACAGGUUUGAUAUUGACUUUAAGUCACAGAACCAAAGACAAGUAAUGUUUUGAUGCUGAAAAUAAACAGUACUUUUUUUAAUCACUGUA
Struthio camelus australis is the source of this 5351-nucleotide messenger RNA. The record is from RefSeq and is a predicted model, not a curated record. Lineage: Eukaryota; Metazoa; Chordata; Aves; Struthioniformes; Struthionidae.